GGGAGGGAGUGAAGGCAGUGCUAAUUGUGCUAACAGACCUUUGGCCCCGGCUCGCUCUCUGCGCGCCCAGGAGUGCAGCUCAUAGCGGCUGACACCUGAGAGCUCUGCUGAGGCGCUUCAGUUCAGCUCCGGACAAGGAACACUCGCCUCGCUCGCUCCGCGGCGGAUAUGCGCCGGAAAGGAGGGCACAACUCCAAGCGGCGGGACGUAGACCUCAGUCUCUCUCUCAGCGUCUAACAUUGGCGAAAGAGCGCAGAUCCACCAAAAGGGCUGUUCUCGCGUUAAAUAAGUCAAUCAAACCACUUCAUGGACAGCUCCGGAUGACGGGAGCUCCUCCACUCAGGCGGCGGGUUGCGCUCAGCAUCUAGGGUCUCCGAUGGAGAACACACCGAGGCGGAGGACAGGAGCUCGUCUCCUGGCUGUGCUGCUGUGGACCUUUUGGACGACAGUGGACGGCCAGGAGACUUUUAACGACUUGACGGGUUUCAGCUUGAAUCCGCCGUACUUCAACCUGGCAGAGGGCUCCGGCAUAUCUGCAACAGCAACCUGCGGCCAGGAUGAGGCUGGCGCACCGAGAGUUGAUUUGUUCUGUAAGCUUGUCGGAGGACCUACUCUGGGUCUCCCUACUCAAAAUAUACAGGGUCAGUAUUGUGACCAUUGCAACGCGUUGGAUCCAAACAAAGCCUACCCGGUGACCAAUGCAAUCGAUGGGACAGAGCGGUGGUGGCAGAGCCCACCUCUCUCCAGGGGAUUGGUCUACAAUGAAGUCAACGUUACCCUGGACCUCGGGCAGCUCUUCCAUGUGGCGUAUGUCCUAAUCAAGUUUGCUAAUUCACCUCGUCCUGACCUGUGGGUGCUUGAGCGCUCUAUCGACAAUGGGAGAACAUUCAUCCCCUGGCAGUACUUUGCUCAUUCAAAACGGGAGUGUAUAGAAACGUUCGGAAAGCAGCCCAAUGAACGUAUUUUGAACGACGACGACCAGAUCUGCACCACAGAGUAUUCGCGGAUCAUCCCCUUGGAGAAUGGAGAGAUCGUGGUUUCUCUGAUCAACGGCCGGCCGGGCUCCAAAAACUUCACCUACUCACCGGUGCUCCGUGACUUCACGAAGGCCACGAACAUCCGCCUGCGCUUCCUUCGCACCAACACUCUGCUGGGCCACCUGCUCUCCAAGACCCAGAGGGACCCAACGGUCACGCGCAGGUAUUUUUAUAGUAUCAAAGACAUCAGCGUCGGCGGACGCUGUGUUUGCCACGGGCACGCCCAAGUGUGUGGUGCAGGUCGCAGUCCGGACAACCCAAACAGACUCCAGUGCGAGUGCCAACACAACACCUGCGGCGAGUCAUGUGACCACUGCUGCCCAGGCUUUAACCAGAAGCCGUGGCGUGCUGCGACUGUUGACAGCCCCAACGAGUGUCAGCCCUGCCAGUGCUUCUCUCAUGCCUCCGACUGUUAUUACGACCCAGAGGUUGAAAAGAGGGGAGCAAGUUUGGACACCUUCGGCAGGUACAGUGGAGGAGGAGUGUGCAUCGGCUGCCAGCACAACACUGCAGGAAUAAACUGCGAAAGAUGCAUUGAGGGUUACUACAGACCUCACGGAGUUCCUCCUGAGUCUCCCGCUGGAUGCAUACCUUGUAGCUGUGAUGAAAGGAUCACAGCCGGCUGCGAGAUGGGGUCUGGAAGGUGCAUCUGCAAGCCACAAUUUGCAGGAGAAAACUGCGAUCGCUGCGCUGAUGGACGUUACUACUACCCUGAGUGUAUUCCUUACCCCGUGUACCUGACGACCACCAAAUCACCUGCAGGCCCAAUCAUGGUAACCACUGCCUGCCCCCCGGGCUCUUUCAAUUCUCCCAGAUGUCAGCCGUGCAUAUGUGACCACAGAGGGACGGUGCGCGGCGUAUGCGACGUCUAUGGGCGCUGCCUUUGCCGUCGGGGAGUGGAGGGGGAGCGAUGCGACCGUUGUGGACCUGGAUACCACUCCUUCCCAAGCUGUCAUGCAUGCCGCUGUGGUGGAGCUGGGGUGGCUGAGAGCGUGUGCGGUCCGAGCGGUCAGUGUAACUGCCUCCCCAACUAUCAGGGCAGCGAGUGUGACCAGUGUGCACCAGGUUUCUAUGGCUAUCCAGACUGUGCCGCCUGCAGGUGUUCGCCGCAGGGUUCGUACGGAACUGGAUGCGAUCCAUUAUCGGGUCAAUGCCUCUGUUUGCUUGGUGUGGUGGGCCAGCAGUGUGAUCGCUGUGCAUCUGGACUAAGGUUUCCUCAGUGCUCAGGCGCUAUCAGUGCUUGCCACCCAGAUGGAACGGAAGUGUCCAGUUCUCAAACAGGCGUCUGCCGCUGCCGAGCCAAUGUAGAGGGAACGCUGUGCGACAGGUGUAAACCUCUCUACUGGAAUCUGGCUGCAGACAACCCUGGUGGAUGCACAGAAUGUCAGUGUGAUCUGAAAGGGACGCUGAGCGGUGUUGGAGAAUGUGAGCAGAGAAGUGGACAGUGUCACUGUAAGCCAAAUGUCUGCGACCAUGCAUGCGGGUCUUGCAAAGAGGGAUUCUUCUUGCUUCAAAAAAAGACUUAUUUUGGCUGUCAAGCUUGUCAGUGUGAUUUAGGAGGUGCUGUGGGCAUGGCAUGUGACGGGACGUCUGGACAGUGUCAAUGCCGGAAGAAUGUAAUUGGCCGUACAUGCACAGAGCCUGCACCUGGUUACUUCUUCCCGUCUCUGCACCAGCUGAAGUUUGAGGUGGAGGAUGGCACAACACCAAAUGCUCGACCAGUCCGCUUCGGCUUCAACCCCACCGAUUUCCCAGAAUUCAGCUGGAGAGGUUAUGCUAUAAUGUCACCUGCACAGCCGGAGGUGAUUCUAAUGCUUAGCCUUGGCUUUCCUGGACCCUUCCACAUUAUAAUGUGCUACUCCACUCGCUCAAAAAAGCGGGGUGUCCGAGUGAAAGCCCGGAUCUUGGUGGUGGAAGAAGCUGACUCUGAGUCUUGCUGUGACUGGGAAGGUCAGAGUAAGGAAGUGAUAUUUCCUCCGACUUCAUCCCCGUCCUUUGUCACCGUCCCAGGAGAGGGCUUCACUGAGCCAUUUGCAUUAAAUCCUGGAAAAUGGAUGAUUCAUAUAAGGGCUGAGGGGGUUCUCCUGGACUAUUUAGUUCUUGUGCCUCGGGAUUACUACGAGGCGUCGCUGCUGCAGGAAGAGGUCACCCAGCCGUGCACGUACCUACACACUGCUAACAAGGAUGCAAACUGUCUCUUGUACAAGCACAUCACCAUGGAUGGUUUCAGCUCGGUGCUCGCCACACAGGGCAGGUUGUCCACUCGGAGUGGACGGAGGAAGAGGAGGCAGGCCCGCGUGCGGCGUCCGACUCCGGAUCACCCGGACUUGGCAGCUCUCAACGGGAGACAGUCCCGCCUGGAGCUCAGUCUUCGUGUGCCUCAGUCGGACCUGUACGCCCUCGUCCUGGAGUACGCCAGUGAGGUGGACGCUGUCCAGAAUGUCAACAUACUCAUCGGUGGCCAAUCAGGGAGCCAGAUCGUGGCAAGGGCCAAUAUUUACAGUUGCGUUUUCAGCACUUUGUGCCGGAGUGUGGCGGUGGACAGCAGGAAUCAAGUGGCCGUGCUGCAGCUGUCCCACAGGACGGAGAUCCUUCUGCAAACUUCCACGACAUCAUUCCUUCUGUACAAGUUGUAUGCGGUGCCUGCUGAAGAGUUCUCUAUGGAGUAUGUGGAGCCCAAGGUGUUGUGUGUCUCCAAUCAUGGUCGCUUCACUCAGGACAGUCGGCACUGUGUAGUAAGGCGGUUUGACAAGCCGUCCCCGGCCUGGAUUCUGUACGCGGCCCGCGACGGAGAGCUGUCGGCCGUACCAGCAGCUCCUCUCCAACAGGGCAAGAAUCUGGACUGGAGGCAGAGAAGACAGUCCAGCCUGUUCUCUGUCCAUGAGCCUCAGAGCGAUGGGACAGUACUCAAAUUCCCUCAGACUGAGAUCAGGUUUACUCCAGCGGUUCCUCUCCCUGGCCGCUAUGUUAUUGUGGUGCAUUAUCAUCAGCCUGAACACAUCUCCUUCCCGGUGGAAGUGCGAGUAAAUGCCGGGCACAUGUGGCAGGGUGAGAUAAAUGCCACCUUCUGCCCGGCGGUGUCAGGUUGCAGGGAGGUUGUUGUCGCCGACGGCCGCAUUGCUCUCGACUUUUACAGGGAUUCUGUGCAGCCACCCAGCAUCUCUGUCAUCGCGCCACGUGGGAAGACCCUUAUUUUGAAUUAUAUCUUGCUGGUUCCUGAUAGCAGUUACACCCCAGAGCUCCUGCAAGAGAGGCCACUGGAUAAGUCUGCAGAUUUCCUAAAACAAUGCACAAGAGAAGGCUUCUAUAUAGAACCCAGAGCCUCAUCCCAGUUUUGUAGAGACUCUGCCCGCGCUCUCGUGGCAGCUUACAACGACGGAGCGCUGCUUUGCGACUGUGAUCAGUCUGGCUCCACCGGGCCGGCAUGUGAUCCCGUUGGAGGACAGUGUCCAUGCAGGCCUCACGUCAUCGGGCGGCGGUGCAACAGAUGUGCCACAGGAUACUACGGAUUUCCCUACUGCAAACCAUGUGAAUGCGGACGGCGACUGUGUGAUGAAGUGACCGGACGCUGCAUCUGUCCUCCUCAGACAGUCAAACCAACCUGUGAUGUGUGCCUGCAUCAGACUUUCAGCUACCACCCUUUGCUGGGCUGUGAGAACUGUGGGUGCUCUCCAAGCGGGGUGAACGUAAACGCAGGGCUUCAGUGUGACACUGUUACCGGACAGUGCAGCUGCAAACCUCGCAUCGGAGGCCGGCAGUGUGAUCGCUGCGCUCCGGGCUAUUACCGCUUUCCCGACUGUCUGCCGUGCGACUGCAGCCAGGGGGGAGUCACGUCUGAAGUCUGCCAUCCCGACACAGGCAGGUGCCUCUGCAAGAGAAACGUCGUAGGUGUCAGGUGUGAUACUUGUCGCGAAGGGUCCUUCUACUUUGACCCCUUGAACCUCCUCGGCUGCUCCAGCUGCUUCUGCUUCGGAGCCACUGAUCGGUGUCAGAGCUCCAACAAACGGCGAGGAAAGUUUGUGGAGAUGCGUGGCUGGCGUCUGGAAAGCCCCGACCGGGAGGAGGUUCCUUCAGUGCUGAACACGGCCAGCAACACGGCAGUGGCAGACAUCCAGGAGCUUCCUCCGACGGCUCAGACUCUACACUGGGUGGCGCCACAGUCCUACCUGGGAGACAGGGUUUCGUCUUAUGGCGGCUUCCUCACCUACCAGUCCAAAUCCUUUGGGAUCCCGAGUGAGGGCAUGACUCUUAUUGACAGACAACCAGACGUUGUGCUGACCGGUCAGGAUAUGAGCCUGAUCCACGUGGCGUCACAGCCUCCCCUUCCAGACAGGCUGCACCAGGGCAGAGUCCAACUCUUGGAGGGAAGCUGGCGGCACGCUGGCACCAACAGGCCCGUGUCCAGGCAGGAGCUCAUGAUGGUCUUAGCGGGUCUGGUGGGCCUGCGGAUCCGAGCCCUGUACUUCACCCAGAGCCAACGACUCAGCUUGGGGGAGGUGGGCCUGGAGGAGGCGACAGACUCGGGGACAGGAGGUCCAGCAAAUACUGUGGAAGUCUGCUCCUGCCCCUCUCAGUACAACGGAGACUCCUGUGAGAAAUGUGCUCCUGGAUUCUACAGACAGGGCAGCAAUCUGUUCUUUGGCCGUUGUGUGCCCUGUGAGUGCAAUGGUUUGGCUGACGAAUGUGAAGAUGGGACAGGGAGGUGUCUGAACUGUAAGGACAACACAGCUGGGGACCGAUGCGAGCGUUGCAGAGAAGGUUAUUACGGCAGCGCGGCACAGGGGACGUGCCGGCUGUGCCCGUGCCCAUUCACUGUGCCCUCUAGCAGUUUUGCUGUAAGCUGCGGAGACGUGUCUGGAGACAUCCAGUGUGUCUGCAAACCGGGCUACACCGGAGUCAGGUGUGAAAGCUGUGCACCUGGUUACUACGGUGAUCCGCUGAUCCCAGGAAGAAGUUGCCAGCCAUGCAAUUGCAACGGAAACGGAAACAGCUGCGAUCCCAAGACUGGAGUCUGCAAGAACUCUCUUGAGCCAGGAGACACAAACACAGAUGAGCGCUGUCAAGAAUGUGACAAUUGUGCUCAAACUUUACUAAAUGACUUGGAAAAGCUCGAUUCUGAGCUGGCAAGGAUCAAGGCUCAGCUAGACAACGCUUCUGUCAGCGGAGCUUUAAAGGAAAGACUCGACAAGCUUGAAAAGGCUGUCUCCGACACUAAGAUUCUUGUAAACAAAUUCAGCUCUGCCAUUAACACGCAAAAGUCCAAAGUGGACGGGCUGGAGGAAGACACCGACAACCUUGCAGAUGAUAUUAAAUCCCUGAAAGACAAGGCUGAUAAGAAUGCUGGUGAAGCUGACAAAGCAGUGGACAAUGUUGAAAAAAGCUACAAAAGGGCAAAAGAACUGGAAACAGAGAUUGAAAAAUUGCUGAAAAAGAUUCUAGAUUUACUCAGUCAGAUCAAGAAUGACGGCAGAGGGGAUUCAUUGCCUGCCAAUAGUUUGACUGAAAUGCUGGAGAAGGCUCAGCUCAUGGUGACAGAGAUGAAGAACAGGAACUUCACCUCUCAGAAGACAGCUGCUGAGAAAGAAAGAGAUGAGGCGAUUAAAUUGCUCGACUACAUCAAGACUAACUUUAGCAAGCAGUGCGACCAGAACGAGGCUGCAGCGGAGAAGAUCCGGAGCCAAAUGAAGGACUACAAUGCCAAGCUGAAAGAGUUGGAGAAAGCUUUGGAGAAAGCAAGAGACCUGGUGAAAAAAGCGAACACCCAAAACGGUCUGAAUGAUCAGACUCUGAACAUCCUGAAGAAAAGGGUUGAGGACCUAGAAAAGGAGCAGAAAACGGUUAAGAACCAGAUAGCUAUGGCUGAGGACGAGCUGAAGAAGACCGAGGAUUCGGUCAAAAUGCUCUUGGACGGCAAGACGGACUUUGAGCAGCUGGCUGCACAGCUGGAUGAUGCCAAGACUGAUUUGACCACAAAGGUGAACGAACUCACCAAGGCGGUAGCAAAGAAGGACCUUGUGGAAGAUGCUGAGGAGCAUGCAAAGAAUCUAACCAAGCUUGCUAAAGAACUUGAGGAGGCUGUGAAGAAUGCAAGCGGACGUUCUGAGGUGCGUGAUGCGAAGGAUGCUAUGGAGGCCUAUGAGAACAUUACACGUGCCAUUAAUGCUGCUGAGGCGGCCGCUAAAGAGGCCCAGGAUGCUGCAGACAGCGCCCUGGAUAACAUAAACAAUGAGAAACUCACAGAUAAAGCCAAAGACCUGAAGAAGAAGAGCAAUGAGCUGCUGAAGCAGGCCAAGGAUUCAGAAACAGAACUCCAGGGCAGUUCCGCUGACCUUGAUGACUUGAAGAAUCGUUUGGCCAAAGCAAAAGAAAAGAAAAACAAUCUUGAGAAAGACCUCCUUGACUUUCAGAGGGAAUUAGGUGACAUUAAUAGAGACGAGAUUGGGAAUGUGAUUGACGAGGCCAAGAAGAAAGCAGCUUCAGCCAAUAACACAGCUGCCAACACUAUGGAAAAACUCAAUAAGAUUAGGAAGGAGAUCGGUAAGAUCAGCGUGACUCCUGUUAACGCCAACCUGAGCAACACCCUCAAAGAUGUGGACGCCACUGUAAAGGAUUUGCUGAACACAAUACCAUCUCUGAACGACAAGAUCUCCGAGGUCGAAAACCUGACCUCUGAGUUCUCAAGUACCAGAAACAUAUCUGAGAACAUAAAGAAGAUCAAAGAGCUCAUUGAGCUAGCCAGAGAUGCAGCUAACAAGAUUGUGGUCCCCAUGAGUUUUACCGGGGAGGGUCAUGUAGAGCUGCGCCCGCCAAAGGAUCUGGAUGACCUGAAAGCCUACACCACCAUGUCUCUGUCGCUGCAGAGGCCCAAGAACAGAGGAGACGGAAGACGCAGGCGCAGACAGGUGGCAGACAGUGGAGACGUGUUUGUGUUGUACCUUGGCCACAGAGAUUCUUCUAAGAAUUACAUAGGCAUGGUGCUGAAGAAAAACCGCUUGUACGGGCUGUACAAGCUGAACGGGCAAGAGUACGAGAUCGAAUCUGGUUCAAUUUCCACCUCUGCCGACAACCCGGCCAUAUUUGAUAAAGUGGACCUGCGCAGAAUGUACCAAGACGCAGAGCUGAAUCUGACUAGUGACGUAACCUCUGGAAAAUCCAGUGAGCCUUUUCAGAAGACCAAACAAGGAAUGGAGAGCAAGAACCUCCUUGACCUCAGUCCUGAUGACGUUGUCUUCUACGUUGGAGGCUAUCCCUCCAACUUCACACCGCCUCCCUCCAUGAGAUUCCCAAAGUACACGGGCUGCAUCGAGUUCAACUCGUUCAACACCAAAGCUGUGAGUCUCUACAAUUUCCAAAAAGCAGAAAAGAUCAAUGCCAAGACUCCCUGCAAGAGGUUGUCAGCUGCAAAAGACUCAGACUACUAUGAAGGCAGUGGAUAUAGCAGGGUGCUGUUAGAACAAACACUGAGCAAUUUUGAAAUACAGGUCUUCACUCGGUCUGAAAAUGCUCUACUCUUCUACAUAGGAGAUGAGGACAAUUACCUAAUGGUGACUAUAGAGAAUGGUGUCCUAGUUAUGAGAAAUGGCCGGAACCCAGAACCGGAACCCGGAAAACAGUUCCGAACGGACAAUUGGUUCACAUUUAGGAUAUUUAUAAGAGAGUCUGUCAUAUUUGUGCCUUUGUCUGGGGAUAGACUUGAGACCACAAACGAAGGAUACAAUUUCGACACUUAUAAAGAUUUGUACAUUGGCGGUUUACCGCGAGAACUGAGGGAAAGAUGGAACAUCACCACACAGCCAUUUAAGGGAUGUUCAAAAACUCUAAAAAUAAACAACAAUUUUAAAGUUCCUGAUGAACAAGUGGGAAUCAGCAAACGCUGCAAGGAGGAUUCACUGGGUUUAUUCAAAGGACAGUUCAGCUUGGGGAGCUACCUCAAAGGAGACCUCCAGGGCUUCAGUCUGGACAACGAUGUAUCCUUGUCCCUCGGAUUCAAGAGCACCGAGACUCAGGGCAUUAUCUUGCAGAACAAACAACAGGCAAACCAUAUCAACCUUGCAAUGGAAGACGGCCAUUUAAUUCUGCACUUCAACAACAAGAGGUGGAAAUCAAACAAGACGUACAACGAUGGGAAUUGGCACUAUGUUACUGCCACCAAAAGAGAUGGAAGAAUUACGCUGCAGGUCGAUGAUGAAGACAGCGGUAAAGAAGAAAGUGGCACCGCACCUGUCAUACCUAACACAGAUGGGUCUGUGAGGCUUGGAAAUGAGAAUUUCAAAGGCUGCAUUUCCAACUUCUACACUAGACGGCCAGACAACCUGUACAAGCCUGAGGACUUAAGCAGUUUCCAGAAAACUGGAAAUGUCCUGAUAGAUAUGUGCACUGCCAGCAAUCCUCCUCAACUGAUAACGGACAGCAUGGCUAAAAAGGACAACGUGAAGCAAAUGAUAAAUGAAAGUUCAUCAACCUGUAAAUUCCCGGCCAAGCUUCAACAUGCAUAUCGCAUGGGGGGGCCUGGAAGCAGCCUGAGCUACAGCUUACCAUUACAGGUCUUGCAGCCCAGGCCCCACUUCUCCCUGGAUGUCAGGACUCGGUCUCCUGAAGGCCUGCUGUUUUUCGCAGCCACCAGAGGAGGGCACUCUCACCUGGCGCUGUACAUGUCUAAGGGCCGGAUCAGACUGUCUGUGGGCAAACAGAAGGAGAUCUUCAACAGAGAGAAGUACAAUGAUGGAAAGUGGCAUUCGGUCAUAUUCAGUUUGGAAAAGAAGAAAUUCCGGUUGGUUGUCGAUGGGAUCAGGGCUCAGGAUGGCCAGCUGACAAAUGCUGAGUUGAAGUCCAUGCAGAACUUCCUCCUGCCUGUGUACCUGGGCAGCGCACCAGAAUCCCUUCAGAAAGAGUUAAAGUCAAAGGCUCUGCCAAAGCAAAGUGUGUCCGGCUGUGUGCGCAAUUUUAAGAUGAAUGGAGCACCGAUGUCAAACCCAUCAGCAAACCAUGGUGCAGGACCCUGCUUUGAGGGACCGACACACAGAGGGGCGUAUUUCGCAGGAAAUGGGUCCUAUGUCAUUAUAAAUGACUCCUUUGUCUUCGGUUCUGACCUGGAGCUGCUGUUUAACAUACAUCCCCGGAGUCAGACCGGGCUCCUGCUUUAUGUCGGUGAUUCCACCAGAAGCACUCAUGGAAACACAAUGGGCCACUUUUUUAGCAUCUACAUGCUCAGAGGAGAGGUGGUUGCACAUGUGAACAAUGGAAGAGGAGAGUACAUGACGUCAGUGAAGCCCAAAACGUCUUUAUGUGAUGGGAAUUUUCAUAAAAUCUCAGUAAUCAAGAGAAAAAAUGUUGUACAACUAUCUGUGGACACAACGGACAACUACAAGAUAGGCCCACCAUCUCCUACCUUGCCUUUUACCAAAGACCCUGUUUAUGUCGGUGGCAUUCCUGAGACAUUGAUGCAACAGAUGCUUCCUGUCAAAUCCUCCUUUGUGGGAUGUAUCCAGGACAUGAAGAUCAACAAUGUAUCAGUCUCCUUUCACAGGUCGUCAGGCGUGUUUGGCCCCAUCAACCUCAAGGAGUGUCCGGGCUAAGCGGUUACACCUCACCAUGUUAAGACUGAAAAAACCUUGGGACCAUGUCCUUCACUAAAUAUGUGCAAUCUGUUAAAAGACAAAGAAUGUGCCUGUGUUUCAGAAUGUGUGGUGUGUCUGAAUGAAUGUGGGCUGGGUGGAGGGCGAGCAUCGGCUUACAGCUAACAGGCUCCUCUCUCAUACAUUUCUGUAUUUAUUUUGUGUUAAAAUCAUGGCACCAACUCUUGGACACAUUUCUAAUUGCAACAGAACCAGACGUGUGUCUCAUGAUCUUUUGUCAACAACCAAAUGCUACUGAAUAGACUGGUGAUUUGAUUGAUCAGGAGAAUACACUAUGAAGAACCCAGCACUUUAAGAAAACAAAUGUUGCCUUCUCAGAUGGUGCUGCAAAUGCGAUCAAGAUUACCAGCUUUGUUGCUUGAAUUGUUUUGUUUUCUGUUUUGUUUUUCUGUUGGACUCCAAAUUUGAUUCUAGAAUUAUCAUGUUUACACCUCCGGUGCUUAAGUCAUUGCUGUUUCAGGGGUUUCCAAGCUAUGAUCUAUUUAUUUCCACCUGCCUGCGUGUAGAGUUCUGCUUUGUAACUGGUUUGAAACACAUGUACGCCUCACGUUUGAUCUGAGUAUCCUUCCCAUUUUGCAUUCCUUCUGCAUGAAAAAUAUUAUGUUCUCUGUGCCUUCUGUUCACAUCAUAACAAAACGUGAAUUUUAUUUUCUAUUUAUUCUAUUUUUUCCUGUUAAUUAACCUGUACCUUAUGCCAUUGGCAUAGGUUUCACAUUUGUGGCCAGUCAUGAAUCGGGACCAUUACCAAAGACCUGAAAGCUAUUCAGCACAGAACUAAUUGUAUUAAAGAUGCUAAAAUUUCCCAGAAAGUGUUUACUUUUUUUUUUUUUAGUUUCAUAUCCACAAUUAUUAAGAAAUGUGAUAUAAAAUGCAGCAUAAUUGGACACAUUUGGACAUGCAUUCCUGCCUUAUGAUGACCGAUUUGUAAACCCGUUCCAUCAUUGUUGUUUUUAGUUCAUGUGACAAUAAAAGAUGAUUUGAUUUGUGUUUUAA
Messenger RNA from Fundulus heteroclitus (mummichog), 11665 nucleotides. RefSeq names its product laminin subunit alpha-3. Gene Ontology annotation, molecular function: signaling receptor binding. The transcript is spliced from 77 exons. Gene Ontology annotation, biological process: regulation of cell migration; regulation of embryonic development; regulation of cell adhesion. The coding region runs from base 377 to 10612 and encodes 3411 amino acids. The record is from RefSeq and is a predicted model, not a curated record. Lineage: Eukaryota; Metazoa; Chordata; Actinopteri; Cyprinodontiformes; Fundulidae.